Molecule: messenger RNA, 1371 nt
Organism: Didymella exigua CBS 183.55
Lineage: Eukaryota; Fungi; Ascomycota; Dothideomycetes; Pleosporales; Didymellaceae
Product: acyl-CoA dehydrogenase family member 11
Exons: 4
Coding region: 31-1149 (372 amino acids)
Source: RefSeq, a predicted model, not a curated record
CAACAUGUCUGCCAUUCACAGAUCCACAAAAUGGCCGGAAACGUACGACAACCCAUCGACAUAGCCUCUCUGGAGCGCUUCAUCACCGCCAAUGUUCCUGAAAUUGCCGUCCCCAUUGAAGUGAAGCAGUUCGGCUACGGGCAGUCAAACCCAACAUACCAGCUCACGGACAAGCAUGGCAAGAAGUUUGUUAUGAGGAAGAAGCCUCCGGGCAAACUCAUCUCCAAGACAGCGCACAAGGUCGACCGCGAAUACCGGAUCAUUCACGCUCUCGAAAACACUGAUGUCCCUGUACCCAAAGCUUAUGCCCUCUGUCAGGAUGAAAGCGUCGUGGGCAGCGACUUCUACAUCAUGGAGUUUCUCGACGGGCGCAUCUUCGAAGACCCCGCGAUCCCCGGCGUAACACCCUCAGAGCGCACGCAGAUGUGGCACUCCGCCAUAACAACCCUCGCAAAGUUUCACCGCGUGAAGCCUGAAUCUGUAAACCUCUCCACCUAUGGCAAGCCCAGCGGAUUCUACAACCGGCAAAUCGCAACCUUUAACACCAUCAGCCUCGCACAAGCGUUAACAAAAGACAUCGAGACUGGCGUGCCCGUAGGCAAGAUCUCGCACCAAGACGACAUGGUAUCGUUCUUCAGCGACGCCGCCACGCAGCCCGCGGACAGAAGCACAUUCAUACACGGCGACUACAAGAUCGACAACGUCGUGUUCCACAAGUCCGAGCCGCGCGUCAUCGGCAUCCUGGACUGGGAAAUGAGCACCAUCGGCCACCCGCUGUCGGACCUGAGCAACCUGCUCUACCCGUACCUGACCGCGUCGUCUGAGAAAGCGCAGUCCGUGGGACGCGCGCAUGCCGGCUUCAAGCCUGGCGCUACCCCUGGGCUGCCUUCGCGCGACCAGCUUAUUGAUUGGUACAGCGAGGUUGCGGGCUGGGAUCCACGGCCGGACCUGACGUGGGGCGAUGCGUUCGCGAUGUACAGGAACACGAUCAUCAUGCAAGGUAUUGCGGCGCGCUACGCGGUGAGACAGGCGAGUAGUGCGCAGGCGAAGGAUUACGGGGACUCGAUGAAGCCGUUUGCGGAGGUGGCGUGGGAACUGGUGCAGGAGUACAAGAGGACGCACAGCAAGGACGGGAAGGCGAAGUUGUAGUCUCGAGACUCAGCUCAGCACGGAAACUCAUGAAAUUGUGUUUUCGAAGCCUAAAGUCAACUGGAAUUUGACAAGUGCUGAUGCUAGUUCCAAUGUAAUUGAGUCUUGCGCACUUCAUCCAUCUAGAAAGGACUUCCUUCAGAGUCGCAGUCCCUUACGCCGAACAUCUCUUCCUCUCCAGCUCCCCAGAAAGUCGAGCUACACACUCAUCUCAACGGCCCC